Molecule: messenger RNA, 534 nt
Organism: Belonocnema kinseyi
Lineage: Eukaryota; Metazoa; Arthropoda; Insecta; Hymenoptera; Cynipidae
Exons: 2
Coding region: 1-534 (177 amino acids)
Source: RefSeq, a predicted model, not a curated record
AUGCAUGCUGUCAGGCCCUCUGAACGACAUGCUUCUCGAAAUUUCCAGUACGCUGACAAAUGGGUUCAUGUGCUUUUCGAUCAACAUGGAAUACCAUACCGUAUUAGAUUAAGUCAAGGCAAUCCGCAUAUAACUGAAGACGAUUACAACACACGCAAUGUUAAGAAAUACUUGGAAUUUAAAGAUGGUAUAUUUUUUGUUGUAACCACGAUGGAGCUUAAUGGCCAUACGCUUAUUGCAAGAGUUGACAAUGCACAAGGGUUUAAUCAACAAGGAUUUCCAACGCCAGGUCCACGACGAGCUGGGCACACCAGAAUGUUUGGAAGAGAAAUUAGUGUAUAUCGAGAUGAGCGUACUCAGGAAAUAAUGAGCAUGAGAUUUACAGAUCGAAAUAUAUGUCCAACUGAAGCGCAGUGUCGUCAGUAUCAAAUUACAAUUGAAACACGUCGGUUUGGUAGAACUGGAAAAGCCAUUAGAUAUUACAUAUUAAAGAGCGGAUACUAUAUGGGAAUCGAGUUCAUAUCAAUUGAGUAA